This is a messenger RNA of Episyrphus balteatus (marmalade hoverfly), 1374 nucleotides long. RefSeq lists its product as uncharacterized. The transcript has 4 exons. The record is from RefSeq and is a predicted model, not a curated record. The coding region runs from base 102 to 1277 and encodes 391 amino acids. NCBI's taxonomy places the organism in Eukaryota, Metazoa, Arthropoda, Insecta, Diptera, Syrphidae.
UGUGUUCCACUGUAAUCUGUAACUGUACUGGUUUAAAACUCUGAAUCAAAAGAUAAAAGAUUUUAUUGUCCCCAAACCAUUACCUUAUUAUACCAUACAACAUGUUAUAUGCAUUUUUAAUGGCUAAAAAAGCCAAAUUAAAUUUUAACAAAUUCCAUUCAGCAAAUAACCACAACCAACUGUUUAACGUACCCAAAACAGUGGUAAAACACAAAAAUGAUGAUUUGCAGAAAUUCAUUCAAUUUGAAAUAAAUAACAAUAAAUUCGAAACAAUUUUGGUCAAUAAUAAGCCUCAUCCAUCAUCUUGCGUUGAAACUGCGGUACCAUCUGGAUUCAAACCGUUAUUAUCAUCAACUCCCAAACAAACUGAAAAAUCAUUUGAAAUUAUUGCCAAACCCGUCACCAAAUCAACUCCAAAUCGUCGUCCUCUAAAAAUGUCUCAAUUUCUUGGAGAUAUUUAUUCAUCUACAGAAAACGGCGACGAUCCCAAAUCCUCGGAUAGACAUCAAUAUCAAGAUUCUGAUACAGUUGCUGUAAAUGACAGUAUAUCAUUCGAAGCCCAUUUGAAGAAAUUCCACCUCCUACUUAAUCCUUCAGCUCUUCCUAUCCCAAAUUCCAAUUCUACCAAAAGCAUUUUAUUAGACUCAUCUCCAACGAUUUACAAUAAGCGUCAAAAGCGAUAUCAUGAUGAAAACUUUCAAAUUAUUGAAAACUACGUUAAAAUUCAUGCUUCAAUGAAGACAACUGAAACCCGUCACGAUUUGGCUACUUUUAAAGAAGCAAUAUCUAACUUAGCCAAUGGAACCAUCGAAAAAGAUUUAAGUCAAGUAUAUCACAAGCAAAAAAAAGCGCCAGUUUUUAAGGUCCCUGUAGUUCCUGCAAAAUUUUAUAAAAUAAUAACUGAAGACAGCCUCGACAUUAGUCAGCAUUUAAAUACGAAUGAAAAGCAUGGUCAUAAGGGAAUUCGAGUUGAUUGGAAUACCCAAAAUGAAAACGGAUUCUAUCAAAACAAGGUUAUCACCUCGAAACAACAUGCAAAUCAAAUAAAAAAAAAUCGUAAUCAUCGAAAUGAAAUUUUGUCUGAUUUAAACUUUAAGACUUGUGGUCCAACACAAAAAAGUAUUCGGUAUGAGAAAGAAAUUACCAAAUUUUUGGAUAUUACCAAAGACAGUAGGGUCUGUGAUCUAAGCAUUUCGCAAAGUUUCGAGCUCUGCAGAGAUCUUGAUUCAUAUUUCUCUAUCAACAAAAAUCCUAAUGAGGAGGAAACAUUAUUUUAAAAAAUAUUAAAGAAAAAAAAGAAAUAAGUGAUUCGGAUAAAAGAGUUUUUUUUUUAGAUUUGAAUCGCCUAAAAAUGGCAUUUAUAUGCAUUACAAA